Molecule: messenger RNA, 2717 nt
Organism: Rhagoletis zephyria (snowberry fruit fly)
Lineage: Eukaryota; Metazoa; Arthropoda; Insecta; Diptera; Tephritidae
Product: serine-rich adhesin for platelets-like
Source: RefSeq, a predicted model, not a curated record
AGUGAACCAGUAAAUAGAAAAAAACAACAAAGGCAACAGCAAACAGCAAGCAAGAGUCCAGCAUCAACUUACCUUUCACGCCCGGCAUAUACACCAGCACAUUUUGCCCGCAAUUGGCUUACCCAUCAACCGACCUACUUCCUUCCUUCAUCCACAACGGCGGCUUCCUGCUGAAUAAUGCAUUCGUACGAUAACAGCAACAGUAUGUCAGUUAAAUUUUGUAUCUCUUUGGCGUUAUUGCCAUUAUGAUUCACCGCGUGACGUGCCCGUGAAUUAUAAACAACGACAACGACGGCGACGACGAAGUGCAUUUUUGUGUUUUUAUUUCAUUUUUUUUCGGACUCAUUUGAAUAACAAAUUUGCGUUGCUAAAGAGUGCAGAAACGAAAGCAGCAGCAACAGUAGCAGCUGCUAGGGGCGCAGAAGAAGAAGUAGAGGAAAGGAGUUGUAGCGGAAUUCAGUGGAACACCCCAGUGGUCGUUGGUCCACUGCAACGUGCAAGAGAAGGAGUCGCAGUAAAAUCAGCUGCGACGACGCACAAGUUCCAGUCAAGUGCAGUAGAGGGGAAUAAAAGCAGCCGCAGAAAGGCGCUGAGGAAUUCUUAUCGUGAGAACGUUAUGGCAUCACAUUUAAGCUGGUUCGCGCAUUUACUCUUCUUACUUCUGAUGUUGGCGCGAACACCGACAAUUGACACACGGCCCGCCAGCGCAGCAAUAACACAAACAACCGAUCUCAUUGCCGGGAAUGAGUUCCUCAAGUUGUUGUAUGGACGCGACGAGUCGCAGCGCAAACUGCAUAGCGGUGAGUACGACGAAAAUGAACGUGCGGUGCGAGGAAUGGGAGUUCUGCGAGCUGGCAGCAGCGACAGUUCAAGCCGAGCUACUGUUAGGGAAAGGCGGGUGACGCGCGCCGAUCACUACGAGUCGACAGCUGAUCCAAGCACGCAUGUAAGUGAUUUAGACAGCAGAGGUGCGGCUGCGCGUAGCCUUAAUUACAAGAGUCGCAAUGUGCAGAACGAAGCGACUGCGACAACGACGCCGAUAAAGGCGAUGGCGGACGAGAGCAAACAGGUGGUGAAGCUGGUGACGUCAGGCAGCAAAAUUGUCUUCCUAGAAGAGUACGAUGACAAUGACGCCGUUGUAGAUGCAGUGGCGCGUGACAUUGAUCUGCAAAAGGAAAAUUUAAAAACGCAAGGCAAGCAGACGGCAAAGGAAACCGCAACGCAACAAAUGCAAAUGCAGCACAGGUCUAAUCCUACCGAUGAAGUCAAGGUGGUGGCGGUGAGUGUGUCAUCUUCUAGCAAACGUGGCGGUUUCAGUCGUGACCAUAAUAAUUUCAACACACCUGACACAGUUAUGUCAAAGCAGGCCAAUAAAUUUUCCAACGCGCGUGCGUCAUUGCACCGGCCUGAUACAGUGCUACAGCAGUACCAACAUGAUCUACAUGAGCGCGCUGACAACACUCAAAGCGAUGGUAGCGUGUCAGCCAUGAAGUUGACACUAACUACAACACCACCAACAGCGCCGAUGACGGCGUCCGCCACCUCAACAAUGGACGAUUUUGUUAAUCGCUCACACAAAAGUGAAUUCUCCAUAGAGGAAGCCGAGCCACUGACAAUGUCUCCGCAAAAGUUACGUGGCUCCCCGCAUGCGGCACGCGCCAGCAGUCCGCGUUCACUGCACACGCCACAUGCCGUCAGUGGACGCGCCGUCAAAAUGGCUGCCAGUCUGCCAGAUGUGGUCGACUCGGAGAAUAGCGCUUCAACGAACAUACAAAACGUGUUGGCAGCGCCGCUGGUUCAGUCCGCCUCGACGCGAACCGCCACUGUUAGCGCGUCAACUACGUAUCACCGCGGCAGUGGCAGCAGCAAUCGUAACAGCACGUCCUCGCACAUAAAUCACAAGAGUGCAACCACAUUUGCGCAUUCGCAUGCCAGUAGUCACAUUAGCGAUGGCGUUGGCAUAAGUGACACAGUUAUGCUGGACACGUCCGCACCGGCUGCCAACGGUGAUAUCGAUGCCGACGCCGAUGUAGAGGAAAAAUUGCUGCCCUUCCAAACGGUGAUCUAUCACAACACCAAGGAAGGUCAUGGCCCGCAAUCUCGAUCGAUAUCGUACAGCUCGUUAUCGCAAAAUGUCGAUGAUUUGCAUACAUGGCGGCACUCGGGCAUUUUGGCCGAAGCACAACGCAAUGUCAGCGAGAGCUUAACGCCUAUAACGCGCGCGGAGUUGGCGCACACCUCGGAACCGGCUAAGUUCUAUUCCGUGCCAUCGAAAAUGUACAGCGAACCGUCAAAGUUUUACUCAGAGCCAGCCAAGGUUUACUCCGAGCCGGCUAAAGUUUACGGUGAGCCCGAGAAAUUUUAUUCGGAACCUGCCAAGGUGUAUGGACAACCAUCAAAGUUUUAUUCCGAGCCGGCGAAAGUAUACUCACAGCCAUCCAAAGUCUACGGCGAGCCAGCAAAAACGUAUUGGUCUCCAAGUGCCGGCGUGCCUAUCGUAACUACUUCCACCACAACCACUAGCACAACCAGUACAUCAUCAAAUUCAACAACAACAACAACGGUCCGACCGGGACGUUACAUGCCUUCACGUCGUCCGGCGAUCGUGUCACGCAUUGCUUUUGGUGAGGCACAAACUUCCACAACAGCAACACUUGCCAUCGACGAACACGCACCAGCAACAAUGCCAGUUCCCACUGCUCAUCAUCAUCAUCAAG